AUGACCGCUUUCAAAAGACUGGUUAGGUUUGUGUCGGGAUCACAGGUUCAUUAUGGUGACCUGCUUAGGGUCGCCGACAAUCGAUACACGGUUCGGAGACUCGAGGGUACGCCUUUCACUAGCCUCAAGACGACAGACGAUACUCUGCAAGUCGAUUCGCUUGAAUGCCCAAUCGAAAGCACUCCAAUCGUGCUUUGCGUUGGGCUGAAUUAUCACCAGCACGCAAAGGAGGAAAAUCUUCCGGUUCCAACAUACCCUGUCAUCUUCACCAAGCCUGCUGACGCGCUUGCCGGCCCCUUUGAAGCGAUCGACAUCCACCCUGACGCACGCAAGCUUCUCGACUUUGAAGGCGAAUUGACUGUGAUCAUCUCUCGGAACGCAAAGGACGUUCCUGAAGAAGAGGCCUUGGAAUAUGUCCUUGGAUACACUGCCGGUAAUGAUCUUUCUGCGCGUAACUUCCAGCUUCCAGAGGCAUCGGGUGGCCAAUUCUGCUAUGCCAAAUCCUUCGACAAGUUCGCACCCAUUGGCCACACCAUCGUGUCGGCCCAUGAUAUUCCGGAUCCCCAGACUCUAAAACUGACUACCAAGGUGAACGGGGUCGUGAAGCAAGAAACGAGCACCGACGACAUGAUCUGGACUGUGCGCCAGAUCAUCGCUCAUUUGUCCCGGGGAACGACGCUGCGCCAGGGAACUCUCAUCAUGACGGGGACGCCGUCGGGGGUAGGAUAUUUCCGAAAGGAGUUUCUGCAGGACGGAGAUACUGUCGAGGUGGAGAUCGAGGGGGUUGCGGUGACCAACAACCGCAUUCGCCAUUCCUGA
Molecule: messenger RNA, 819 nt
Organism: Penicillium argentinense
Lineage: Eukaryota; Fungi; Ascomycota; Eurotiomycetes; Eurotiales; Aspergillaceae
Product: fumarylacetoacetate hydrolase family protein
Exons: 3
Coding region: 1-819 (272 amino acids)
Molecular function (GO): acetylpyruvate hydrolase activity
Source: RefSeq, a predicted model, not a curated record